AUAAACGGCAAGUACAUUGUCCAACGAUGGUGGUGGCCCCCAUCAAAAAACAGCACAUGAUACCUGCUGAUAACGUUUGAAUACACGCUCGCUUUGUAAGUAUCAAUAAAACAAUGGGUUUUUAACUGAGAAGCUAGCGAGAGGUAAUCGUUCUCAUUGUAAAACGAUUUGUAUUUACUAUGUAUGAAUCGUUGCAAUUUAAUUAUUUUACACUUAACUGUAUGUUCAUUGUUUUUAAAUUUAACAUUACCACGCCAAAAAAUAUUGCUUGAAUCUAUUUAUUUUUAUAUUUUCAUGUUCAUGGCAGUAGUCCUAUGUCAUUUUCAUGGCAGCAAUCCCAUGUCAUCUUCAUGGUAGUAAUUUUAUAUCAUCUUGAUGACCUUAAUCAUAACAUGUCAUCUUCAUGGUAGUGAUCCUAUUUUAUCUUCAUGACAGUAAUCCUCAUUUAUCUUCAUGACAGUAACCCAAUGUCAUCUUCAUUAAAGUAACCCAAUUUCAUGUUCAUAUAUUAACUUCAUGCAGUAAUCCUAUGUUAUCCUUAUGACAGCAAUACUAUGUUGUUUUUUUCUCUCCCUCGUGUUGAGAAGGUAUUUUUGAUAGUAGUCGAUGGGGACAGUUCUUACGGUAGUGGGGAGAGUAUGUUUUCCUGGAGAUUUCUGCAAACUUUUUUUGAGAUUGAAAUAACAUGAGUGGUUUCCUUAUGUUACCACUUUAUUCACGUCUGACAUUUGGACAUGUUUGAUAUCAUCUUCAUAUUUAAUUAUUUCCAUGCAACCACCAAUGUUUGAUUUUGUCCUUUGCAUGAGUGUUUACUAUCUUCGCUUCAUUUACAUCAAAUCCGAUUCCCUUUAUAAUUUCGAAUAUGCUGCAUUUACCGUCUUCUUUGUGUAUAUAUUAAGGGCCCACGAUCAAUGUAUUGAUCAUUCUGGCUAUUAGAUAUUUUGAUUCUCAAUGUUCCUGUGCGUGGUAUUGAAAAGGAUAUUUCACUAGCUGCAAGGGCAACUCAGCGAUGUAAUCACGAACUGGGGCUUGGAAGGCAUGAGGCAAUAGACGCUAAUGUGGUUGUCGCCUCAACUGUUUCCUAUGGAAGAUUGCUCUACUCCCUGUAUGUCUUGGCAGGAAUGAGAAGUUCAUAUACUGUGUUCUUGCUUUUAAAAGAAGCAAAUUCUAAUCUCUGUCUACUGCAUAUGAGAUAUACUGCAAUGGUUGGCUCUUUUUUGAUCAUAUGGUAGUUGUGCAGUAAGGUUUCUGGUGUUCGAUCUUGUGGUCACUUGUAAACUUAGCGUAAAUCUUUUUUUUUUGUAGUGUUAAUGGGUCUCAUGUUAAGCUUCCAUUUACGUUCUGCUAGUACUUUGACGCAAUGUAAUUGUAAAAUGAAUAAAUCAAAUGUUUUACUCAACUACUUAUUGCUUACGAUCUUUUGAUUACAGAUCCUGCUAGUUACAAUAUAUGAUCACACAAUCAAUGUGGAGUUGGUUUUUUAAACAUGGGUGCUUCUGAAUCAAAACUCAACCUUCUCCUUACUGGCAAAUAUGGAAGUGGAAAGAGCUCUUCAGGAAAUGCCAUCUUAGGUGAACAAGUGUUUGGAUCAUUCAGUGGAACUACAUCCAACACACAGCGUGUGAAAUCUCGCAAUACGUUUCGAUGGGAAAAACAUUUGACACUGGUUGAUACUCCAGGACUUAUGGAGACCUCAAUGGAUGAAGUCGAGCAAUGCUAUUUAGCCAGGGGCAUUAUAGAAAACGCGUUUAAAAUAUCAGAAACAGGAUUCCAUGCUAUUAUAAUUGUAAUGAAUUACAUUGAGAAUUAUUCCCAUGAAGACAAAAAAGUAAUAACCAUGUUAACAGAGAUUUUUGGCGGAACAUUAUUUAAUUUCACAAUUCUUAUAUUUACACAUGGAGAUGAUUUUGAUGCAGAGAAUGGUAUUGAAGAUGAUCCUGAAAAAAGUCAAAAAGUCUUCUUGCACUGGUGCAGCAAUUUAAAGGGUGAGCUUAAAGACUUACUCCAGCAAAGUAAUUUUAGAGCAGUUUUAUUCCAUAAUAGCUCUGAUUACAAGGGAGACAGGGAGGUUGAAUUACAAGCUUUAUUAAAACACGUCGAAGCUAUUAAAAGGUCAAAGAAGGAAUACACAAGAUUGAGUUUUGCUAUCGCACGAAGGACCAGAGAUCAACUAAUUUUGACGACAUGUCUGAAAGAGCUGAAAGCCAAAAUAACAUCAGAAUUACAGUCACUUAAACACGACCUUGAGCUUAUGAAGUCCCAGCAGAAAUUAAUUUCGGAAAGAUCUAAUGAAGUCUUGGAGGCUUUCUCAAGUAACAGUGAACCAACAUUUCCUAAUUCAGGAACAAUUUGUGAUGCAGUCAAAAAAUUUAAAGUCACAUUCAGGGAUGACCUGACCAAUGGCGCCAAGUAUGACAUUUUGACCCAGCUGCAGACCAUCAUCGACUGUCCAGGCCUUCAAAAACUGCAGCUUCUAAGUCAUGACAUUAAAAUACUUCUGAGGCAGGAGCAAGAGAAACUUCAGUUGAGAAGAAGAAUAAAGGAAUUGCUGCUGUACAUCAAGGAGGAAGCCCAUGGCACUGACAAGCUGUUGGAUGUGGAGGAGAGGGUGAAAUUCUUUCUGUCUGAGGUUGUUUCAUUCGACAUUGGCACUACGACAACCACUGAGAUAUACAGCUUUGUGAGUUAAAUAAUUACUCUUAAAGUAGCCGGUUUCAUUUGGGAAGGUGGACCACAAGAAAUAAAAGGGCAUCAAUAGAAAUAAAGGGGCAUCACUAAAGAUGAAGUGGGGCAACCAGAUAUUAAAAUGUUUUAAACAAACAUCAAAGUAAAACAAAUAACAUGUAAACAAAAUUAAAUUAAAUAUAGACACAUAUUUAAAUUUUGACCCUUUUUUUUUUAUCCUUUUCCGCCUGCAGCUAGAUUGAACACGAAACCAGGCUCAGUGGAAAAGCACGACGACAAGGCAAACAUUUCAAAGACAACCGUGUAUAACGAUGAGACGUUGCUUGGGGAAAAAAAAACUGCUAACAGCCUCACGCUUACUUCGUUUCUGGUGACAUAAUUUACUUUUAAAUUCCGUGAUUAUUGUAAUUAAAAUAUAUACAGUGUUGGUCGACGUUACGGACAGGUCAAGGCUACUGUCUCAAGAAUGUUUUCCGCGUAAUGGUAUAGUAGGUUAUAUAUUAGAGUUUAAGGAACAAGGAAAUACGUUGUGUAAACAUUUGACAUGUUGAAAUCUAGACAAGAAGACAUCUAGUCUAAAAGGCAUGUAGACAAGAACACGUCUACAUGAGAAGACUUCUAAACAAGAAGACAUCUAGACAUGAUUGCUUUUGGUUGAUAAUUAAAAACUAAAAUAUAUAUUCGUUCAGACGAUCAAAAAAUAUUUAUCAGGUUCAGCCGGAGUCGUCCAUUAUAAGUAACAGAUAAAGAAAUAAAUACUAUGAUAAUAUAAGGUAUUUUUUUGCUUAUUCAAUGUUAUAUCAUGUCAUAACAAUAUCUUUUGGAAAGAUAAUCUAAUGUAUUUAAAUUUUUCUAUAAUGUUGUAA
Molecule: messenger RNA, 3551 nt
Organism: Lymnaea stagnalis (great pond snail)
Lineage: Eukaryota; Metazoa; Mollusca; Gastropoda; Lymnaeidae
Source: the annotation of a GenBank genome assembly